Messenger RNA from Rhizoctonia solani, 825 nucleotides. Its product is annotated as E3 ubiquitin-protein ligase SNT2. The transcript has a single exon. The coding region runs from base 1 to 825 and encodes 274 amino acids. Lineage: Eukaryota; Fungi; Basidiomycota; Agaricomycetes; Cantharellales; Ceratobasidiaceae. The record is from RefSeq and is a predicted model, not a curated record.
AUGCUGGUCUCAAAGCUUCAAGGCAGAGACUCAAAGUCUACUGACGGCAACAAGGCCAACGAAUCAAAGCGAAUCACCGAGGACGUUUGGGGCCUUGAAGACGAGGAGGACGUACUCUCAGUAGCCGUACAAGUCGUCCCAGCUCCUUGCCGCGGCAACCGGCAGCAGACCGUCUCCUACCCCGAGCCAGAUGAGGCGCCAAACCUAUUCGAGGGCGUCAAGUUACCCGUGCAGGAAGCUUGGGUACGAUAUGCAUCCAAAGAAUACGAUCCCGAACAACGCAAAACCGGCCCUACACUCGAACAGCGACUCUCGACCCUGCUCCACCAAUUUCCCCCCCAAAUCAUUGCGAAAGCACCAAAUAUGAAGGGGAGAGAUUGUUCCUGGUGCUCUCUCUCACCUUAUGACGCCAGCUUUGAGACCUUCCGCAAUGCUUCCAUGCUGGACACGAUUUUCUCUUCUUGGGUCGAUUGCGGGUAUAACAAAGACCAAUGGCGGACAACAAUCAACGCCUAUCUGCCCACUUUGAAGGAGCACGACUCGCUUAUUGGGAAGAGGUCCAACAGCCUUCAAGGACUGCACUGCUUGGAGGUUUGGAGGGACGAGUGGCCCACGCUACUGAACGAGUUCAACGCCAAGGCCAGAGCAGAGAUCAUCAAGCAGGCUAGAAAUUGGAUUCAUCUCAAAUGGAGAUGGGCCCCUUGGUUCAGCUCGAACAAGCUUUGGAAAAGCGGGCUGGUAGGCGCAAAAAAGCUCAAGGGUGAUCAGGAGGGAGGCCCGUGGAUCGUAUUCAAUCCUAAGUUCCGGAAGGCCUCGCGUAGAUAG